Molecule: messenger RNA, 1701 nt
Organism: Hibiscus syriacus
Lineage: Eukaryota; Viridiplantae; Streptophyta; Magnoliopsida; Malvales; Malvaceae
Product: probable carboxylesterase 16
Exons: 3
Coding region: 236-1429 (397 amino acids)
Molecular function (GO): hydrolase activity
Source: RefSeq, a predicted model, not a curated record
CAAUUCCCAGUACACAAAAUUUGAAAUCAAAAUCGAAGAGUCUCUGUGAUUGGAUUGAGAUUUCAGGCAGCCAUUAAAAAAAGUCUCCAAUUGACACCUUCAAGGCUUUCAACGAGUUGAAUCCUUCUCUGUUCGUCAUCAAUGGCGUCAAAUCAAUCACACAAAUUUUGAACUCUGUCAUACUUCAAAGCUAUCUAUUUGUUCUUCGUUUUUGUUUUGUUUGUUUUAAUCGAAUAUGCCGAGUUUACCUGUGAAACUCUAUAGCAUCUUCUUCAAGUUGCAGCAAAGAUAUGCUCUUCAUAAUAUCGCGAGAGCUCCGAUUGAUGGUGCCGAUCCUUUUGGUGUAACUUCGCGGCGUGCGGAAUCGACUGCUGCCAGCAACCCUUCCUUCACCGACGGGAUCGCCACCAAAGACAUCCACAUCGACCCUUUUUCUUCUCUCUGUAUCCGGAUUUUCCUUCCGGAUACGGUGGUUCACGACCCGACAAUAUACGAAGACAGAAGCAAAGAUUGUGCUUUUGUUUACAGUGGAUAUUGUCCUCAGCCGGGAACAAAGCACAAGAAAUUACCCGUGGCGUUACAAUUUCACGGCGGGGCUUUCAUCGGUGGAAGCAAUGAUAGUGUAAGGAAUGACUUGUUCUGUCGGAGGAUUGCCAAGCUUUGCGAUGUGAUCGUCGUUGCGGUUGGCUAUAGACUGGCGCCAGAGAGCCGGUAUCCGGCGGCAUUCGACGACGGUUUGAAGGUGUUGAAUUGGUUAGUGAAGGAGGCAAAUUUGGCAGAGUGUGGGAAGUGGAUGGGGAAUGGGAGAAGGAGAAUGGAUGCUCAUGUUUUCGAUGGGUUUGGUGCUUCCAUGGCUGAACCUUGGUUAGCUGCUCAUGGAGAUCCCUCUAGAUGCGUACUUCUCGGGGUAAGCUGUGGUGCGAACAUAGCGGACUACGUGGCUCGAAAGGUGGUUGAGGCAGGGAAGCUUUUGGAUCCGGUUAAGGUGGUGGCACAAGUCCUGAUGUAUCCGUUUUUCAUCGGGAGCAGUCCGACAGCUUCCGAAAUUAAACUGGCAAACUCCUACGUCUAUGACAAGUCAACAUGCUUGCGGGCAUGGAAGCUUUUUCUACCCGAGAAAAAAUUCAACCUCGAUCAUCCUGCUGCCAACCCUUUGAUCCCUGGGCGAGAGCCUCCUCUGAAGUUCAUGCCCCCAACACUGACGGUUGUUGCAGAACAAGACUGGAUGAGGGAUCGGGCCAUUGCUUACUCCGAGGAACUUCGGAAGGUGAACAUAGACGCCCCGCUUCUCGAAUACAAGGAUGCAGUUCAUGAAUUUGCAACUCUAGAGGUUCUCCUCCAGACACCACAAGCACAAGCCUGUGCUGAAGAUAUUGCCAUAUGGGUCAAGAAAUACAUAUCACUCAGAGGCCAUGAGUUUUCUUACUGAGCAGAUCGGAAAGGAAAAACGAGAAAGCGCAAAACGGUCCAUAUCGCAGCAACAAGGUCCGCAAUUUUGCAUGACGAGGGUAUAUAGUUUCCGGUCGCAGACUUGUUCAUUUCAAAUGCCUAUUGGUUUGAGAGCCCUUGCCUCCUCUUUGUUCAUAUUCUUUGGAUUUCAGCUACAAUUUUCACUAGGAAUAUUCAUUUGUUCAUAUUAUUUUAUUUCAACAUUGGGAUGUAUUAUAGUGUAUGAAGGAAUGAACCCAUAUUGCCCAUGCC